ACAAAACAUAAUCACAUGCGUUUACGUUGACGGCCCUAGUUUUAAUAUAUUGUCGACGAAACGAUGUCAAUAGGCUUAUGUGUGUUACCCUACUAUUGCAUGAACAUUACUUAAAGAAUUAAAUUUAAACUUUUAUCUCGGGAAAAUAUCCUUACCGCUGUAUCUAUACGACCCGCCAUCUUGCUAACAAUGUGAUUUUUUAUAUCUCGCGAUGUUCAGUGUGAUUUGAACAAUUACAGGUAACGUCACAUCUCGCGCACUCAGCAGAGUCACUCAACUCAAUAGAACCCGAGUCGACCAAUCAGCAGCUCUUGACUCUUGACUCUUGACUCCUAGUUGAAGUUUCUUCUCAGUGCUGUUUUAACCGAAAGCGACAACGGAUCAAACAAAACUUGCUAUUAAGUGUUUUCAGACAAGUCCACACAGACAGAGGAUCGUUAAACAGCUUCAAAUGGCGUCUUCAUCUAAUCGAGUUUCACCAAACGACAUGGAAAGAAAUACAGGAACCUUUUCAUCGCUUUAUGAAAAGGGCAAGUUUAUAGGAGCGGGAAUCUGUGCAAAUGUCUUUGAGGGAAUUCGCAGAUCUGACGGCCAAGUGGUCGCCUCCAAACAUUUUUCCUGUGAUUCUGUCAGUAAAUAUAUGAAGAUUCCUGGGCAUGACAAGCUUCUAUUGACCGAAGUGGCUAUAAAUUUCCUUCUUCACAAACCAGUAAAAUGCCCCAACAUUGUUCAGAUAUUGGACUGGUUUGUAGAAGAUGGUAAACACAUCGUCAUUAUGGAGUAUCCAUAUCCCUGCAAGACCUUGAAUGAAUUCCUGAGAAGUCAUCAAGGACGUCUGAAGGAAACAGAGGCCCGUCAUAUCAUGCGUCAAGCAGUGAGCACAGCCAAACACUGCAUCGACCACAAUAUAGCUCAUGGAGACCUACACAGAGGAAACGUCUUAAUCACCAUGGAUAAAUUGGAGCUAAAAUUGAUCGAUUUUGGAUUCAGCCAUCUAAUCCCAGACACUGCAAGUGAAGUGCGAACUAAAGCGGUUGCGGACAUGGUCAAAUUUUUAAGUAAUCUGCUCUUCCUGUUGACGACUGGAGAUGAGCGGCACAGUUUCCAUGGUCCGGAUCUACUAGACAACCCGAGGCUCAAGGCCUUUGGUUUAUCUAAAGAAUGCCUUGAUCUGAUGAACCGGUGCAGGCACCUUGAAGCAGCCGACUGGCCUACAUUAGAGGACCUCCUAGACCACAAGUGGUUUAAGCCGCAUUAAUGGACAAGAAUAUCUUGUUUUUGUCCACAAAAAAAUAUUUUUUUAGUAUUUUAUCAUUAAUAGUGUCAAAUUCUUAAAUGCUUUAGUUUUUUACAUUGAUAAAAACAAUAGGGCAUAAUCUACAACUAUAUGUUAAAGGGAUACUUCACUUUUGUUUGUUCUGAUGAACACAGACAAAGAUAUUUGGAAGAAUGCGUAUAACCAGAAAGAUUUUUGACAGAUUUUGGGUGCAAAAUCUCUCUGGUUUUAAAUAUUCAAAUAUCUUUCUCUAUAUUUUAUCAGAACAAAGAAAUGUAUACAGAUUUAGAACUUGAAUGCGAGCAAAUGAUGACAGAAUUGAAGGGUGAAGUAUCCCUUUAAUAUAAACCAGUACCUUACCAAUAUAUUUUUUCUUUCGUUCUUUUAAACAGUGUACAAAUAUUUAAGUAUUUUCCUUCAACUUAAUAAAUAUUAUUAAUACAUUUAUUUUA
Triplophysa dalaica is the source of this 1728-nucleotide messenger RNA. RefSeq names its product serine/threonine-protein kinase pim-1-like. The record is from RefSeq and is a predicted model, not a curated record. The coding region runs from base 452 to 1258 and encodes 268 amino acids. The transcript has 6 exons. Gene Ontology annotation, biological process: protein autophosphorylation; regulation of mitotic cell cycle; negative regulation of apoptotic process. Gene Ontology annotation, cellular component: cytoplasm. Gene Ontology annotation, molecular function: protein serine/threonine kinase activity; ATP binding. Lineage: Eukaryota; Metazoa; Chordata; Actinopteri; Cypriniformes; Nemacheilidae.